UAUGAGAUUCAAGUGCAUAUAGUAUAUAGUUCUAUACAAUAUAUUUAAUAAGCCUUACUAUGCUAUAACCACCACGAUGUGUUGAAAUGCAGAUAUAUAGAUUAGACUUGAUCGUGUUGUUGUUUAUACCAAGCAGCAAUGUCUGUUAUAAGUGAUGCUAUUUUUCCACCUCAAAUUGGGGAUCACGUGAUAAAAACUGGCAUACGUGGUGAUGUCACAAGCGUGAUUAACGUAAUGGAUCAGUUUUGUUAUGAAUAUGAUUCUGCUCGUUUGAAUAUUGGCGAUGUUAAAGGGGCCAUACUGGAUAAGUGUUUUUUGGAAGCAUCGCCGCAAAACGUUUUGGAAUUAGGUUGUUAUUGUGGCUACAGUGCUCUUAGAAUGGGUCGGUUGCUGAAAGAAGGUGCAAAGAUAUACACAGUCGAAGGGAAUCCAGAUUUCGCUGAUGUGGCGCAUAAGGUAAUUACCUUUGCCGGAAUGGAGGAAAAGAUUCAAAUUGUGCGCGGAUUUAGUGGGGAAGUUUUGCCAACUAUUGAUGCAAAGUACGGAGUUCGGACUUUUGAUUUCGUUUUUAUUGAUCAUGCCAAGGACCUCUACGAUAGAGAUUUGAAAAUGCUUGAAGAUCUCGGGUUAAUGAGAAAUGGGACUACCAUACUUGCAGACAAUGUCAUCUAUCCUGGCGCUCCGAAAUACUUGGAAUACGUGAGAAAUAAUACAAAAUAUAAAUGUACAAACUACCCUACCAAACUACAAUUCCGUGAAAACAUAGAUGAUGCAUUGGAAAGGUCAGUUUAUCUUCUGUAAAACUAAUCUGUAUAUGGUAAUUAUUCGUUUAAUAUUUUAGUUUUGAAUAACAAAACUAUUUUUGGGUGAUUAUACAAUUCUUAAGUGUUAUUUACGCUUCUACUACCUUUGUUAAAAUAUUAAAAGUCAAGGAAUAAAUACAAACAGAUACAAGG
Ciona intestinalis (vase tunicate) is the source of this 956-nucleotide messenger RNA. The record is from RefSeq and is a predicted model, not a curated record. NCBI's taxonomy places the organism in Eukaryota, Metazoa, Chordata, Ascidiacea, Phlebobranchia, Cionidae.